CUUUCCGUUGUCAUGUCAGAGCACUCAUUGAAAAUGCUUCAUGGUGAAUUUUUGCUCAGCUUGUAUGGAUGGACACUGGUUGGUGUGUUUGGUGAAUCAGUGUCAGUGAUUGAGGGAGAUUCAGUCACUCUAAACUCUGGUCUCACUGAACUGAUGGAUGAUGAUCUGAUUCAGUGGAGGUUUGUCAAUGAAAACACUUUAAUAGCUGAAGUUAAUGUAAUGGACACCAGCGUCACUGUAUAUGAUUUCAAUGGGAGAUUCAGAGACAGACUGAAGGUGGACAAUCAAACUGCAUCUCUGACCAUCACAGACACCACAAAUGAACAUGCUGGAGAUUAUGAACUAAAAAAUACAAGAAAAGGGACCAAAAAUUUUAGUCUCACAGUCAAUACUCGUCUGCCUGUUCCUGUCCUCAUCUUCAACUCUACUCAGUGUUCUUCAUCCCAGUAUAACUGUUCAGUGGUGUGUUCAGUGGUGAAUGCGAGCGCUGUGAGUCUCUCCUGGUACAAAGGAAACAGUUUAUUAUCCAGCAUCAGUGUGUCUGAUCUCAGCAUCAGUCUUUCUCUACCUCUGGAGGUGGAAUAUCAGGAUAAAAACACCUACAGCUGUGUGAUCAACAACACCAUCAGCAACCAGACCACACAUCUGGACAUCAGCACACUCUGUCAGCCAUCAUGUUCAGUUGCAGAUUCAGUCUCUCUAAUAGUGCUGGUUUCUGCUGGAUCUCUGCUGAUAGUUGCCGCAGGCCUGAUUGUCUGUAUUUACAGGAAAUGCAGAAAAACGGCUCAAGAAGGCAAGUGUUAA
This is a messenger RNA of Danio aesculapii, 804 nucleotides long. RefSeq lists its product as uncharacterized. The transcript is spliced from 4 exons. NCBI's taxonomy places the organism in Eukaryota, Metazoa, Chordata, Actinopteri, Cypriniformes, Danionidae. Bases 13 to 804 code for a protein of 263 amino acids. The record is from RefSeq and is a predicted model, not a curated record.